Molecule: messenger RNA, 1929 nt
Organism: Thunnus maccoyii (southern bluefin tuna)
Lineage: Eukaryota; Metazoa; Chordata; Actinopteri; Scombriformes; Scombridae
Product: H-2 class II histocompatibility antigen, I-E beta chain-like
Exons: 6
Coding region: 44-793 (249 amino acids)
Biological process (GO): immunoglobulin production involved in immunoglobulin-mediated immune response; positive regulation of T cell activation; antigen processing and presentation of exogenous peptide antigen via MHC class II
Cellular component (GO): MHC class II protein complex; membrane
Molecular function (GO): MHC class II protein complex binding
Source: RefSeq, a predicted model, not a curated record
AGCAGCCAGACUGUGUCAGUGUUUGUCAAGAGAACAGAGCAACAUGGCUUCAUCCUUUCUGAGCUUCUCCCUCCUCUUCAUCACUGUCUACACAGCAGAUGGAUUUUUGGAAGCCACAGUGCUCCGCUGUGAGUUUAACUCCACUGAGCUGAAGGACAUCCGGUACAUCCAGUCUCUGUAUUUUAAUAAAGUGGAGUACGCCAGGUUUGACAGCAGUCUGGGGAAGUAUGUUGGAUACACUGAGUCUGGUAUGAGGUGGGCAGACUACUGGAACAACGAUGCUGCACAGCUGGCUAGAGUGAAUGCUGACAGGGCAGCGUACUGCCAAUACACCACUGGGAUUUUCUACCAGCGUAUUCUGUCUAAGUCAGUUGAGCCUUACGUCUGGCUGCACUCUGAGGGUUCCUCUACUGGUAACCAUCCCUCCAUGUUGGUCUGCAGCGUCUACGACUUCUUCCCCAAACAGAUCAGAGUCACAUGGCUCAGAGACGGACAGGAAGUCACCUCUGAUGUCACUUCCACCGAUGAGAUGGCAGAUUCUGAUUGGUACUACCAGAUCCACUCCCACCUGGAGUACACGCCCAGGUCUGGAGAGAAGAUCUCCUGCAUGGUGGAACACGCCAGCCUGCAAGAACCUCUGGUUACUGACUGGGAUCCGUCCCUGCCUGAGUCAGAGAGAAACAAGAUCGCCAUCGGAGCGUCAGGACUGAUCCUGGGUCUGAUCUUAUCUCUGGCUGGAUUCAUCUACUACAAGAGGAAGUCCCAAGGACGGAUUCUGGUCCCCUCUAACUGAUCUUGGUCCCGGUCCCAGUCCCAGUCCCAGUCCCAGUCCUGAUCCUGAUCCUGAUCCUGGUCCUGGUCCUGGUUCUGGUUCUGGUCCUGCCACCUGCUGGAGCGACUCAGCAGCUGCUCUGAUCCUCACAAUGUUUUAUAUCCACCAACUGACCCGUUAACUCUGUACUUCAGUGAUCUGAUUGAUUUGUGUGUGAUUGGUUGAUUAAUAGAAGUUUUUAAACACGAUAAACCUUCAGAAAACCUUCAGAAAACCUUCAGAAAACCUCCUCAGCUGAUCCAACCUAUUAACAAACUAUUGUAACCCUGAUCCUGACUUUAAUCCUGACCUUAACCUUUUUGAUGAAGAAGCUUGAUUUAAAUCCUUUAUUCUGAGAGACAAGAAAACACAAAAACAACUUAGUAUCUAUUCUUUAAUGGUUAGUAUGGGAAUGGAUGUGUGCUGGCCAGUGCAUUGCCUUCAACUCCCCUGUUUAACAUUCACUACCUAACCCGAACCCUAACUCUGAUCUUAACCCUAAUAUGGAUCAAUGGACAAGGAAUCACUUCCAGGCUCUAUCCCCUAAUCAAUGAGUUAUCUUAACUCUAACCAUUCAAGUUUAAUGCCUCAACCCAACCAUUUUCAUCUUAGAGACACACUUACCCUAAUUUGGAUCAAUAACCGCAACCUUAUCUUCUUUUCUACUCGUCUUGCUCACUCCUCCAGAUAGAGGAGGGAGCAGGGAAGCAGAGCUACGCUGGCGGGGAGGUUGAAUAGCUGCAGACAGAGCAUCCCUCUCCAUCUCUGCUCCUUAAAACUCAUACAUACAAUCCAUUCAUCAGAGUGGAAAUGGCCAGGAAGACCUUGAGUGACAUGCACUACGUUAGAUCUCUAUCCAACUGUGAGGUCUUCAGGCUUCAACUUCCCUUAACCCCAACACAUGAUACAUGAACAGAUUAAUGAAGUUGUUCAGUUUAAUCUCAGUUUAUUUGUUAAAAUGGUGCCUUGAUGUUUAAACAUCAACAUAAUCUCAGUCCAAACAGGAGCGGUUUACUGAAACUACAGGUGUGUCAUGUUGCCAUGGCUACAGUACAGUUGAACUAUUAAUUAACAAACAUGAACAAAUGUUUUUUAAUAAAUCAUGAUGGUUACAUAGA